UGACAUCACACAGCGUGUCUCUGCCAGUCCAGGCCGGGGGUGGGUGCCUAUCUCCUUCACCUCCCUGUGCAGCUGAGAUGGUGUUCUGGCCCUUACACCUGCUCCAUAGAGUUCUUCUGUGUCAAGUGCCAUUGGCUAGCUCUGGUCUCUGCCUAGCUGCUUCCGACAACCCCCGGUGCCUCUCCUAACCUGCCACUCGUGGUCCAGAGCGUUGCCUACAAAGUUCCAAGGGCCAACAGCGGCAGAGGACGACUCCAUCCUUCUCACAGGAGGACUCUUCCUCGGGGGACACUUCUCUUAGACUCUGGGCAGUGAAGACACUGUGCUUUGAGAACAAUUCCUCAUGGAGCCAGAAGCCUUAGAAAUUUGCCCUUACGAUCCGCACCACCGGAUUCCCCUCAGCAGAUUCCAGUACCACCUGGCAUCAUGCAGGAGAAAGAACCCCAAAAAAGCCAAAAAGAUGGCCAGCUGCAAAUACAACGCCUGCCACGUGGUCCCCAUCAGAAAGCUGGAGGAGCACGAGGCUUCCUGCAUCAACAGAAGCUCCCUGGAAGAAGACGACAGCUUGAGCCCUCUGAAAGGUGGUCUCCCAGGCCCACAGCAGGAAGACGACCCCCUGCAGGUCUCCCCCUGGCUUUCCAACUCUGACAUCUGGAAUGUCGACGGCGCUAACUGCCACCCGAUGUUUGUCCUGAAGACUUUUGUCCCACAAAAGCUGGUUUGUGAAAGUGACGCGAGAGAGUCAGAGAAAGAGACCAACCCCCAGAAGAUCCUCAGACCAGGACAGUAAGGUGCCCGGGAAGGAAGAAUCACGCACCUGCCACAUGCAUGAGCGAUGAUAUGCAACUCAUUGGAAUAAAGGGCAUGCAAAGUGCUCCA
Molecule: messenger RNA, 879 nt
Organism: Oryctolagus cuniculus (rabbit)
Lineage: Eukaryota; Metazoa; Chordata; Mammalia; Lagomorpha; Leporidae
Source: RefSeq, a predicted model, not a curated record